UUGUUCAUAUGUUUGUAUGAUGAGCUGGUAGAUAGACUGCUAUUUCAUUUUUUUAUUGUAUUCUCUUUUACAUGAUCAAUACAAAAAACCACAAAUGAAGAAGAAACCCAAAAUACAACAUUAAAGACAUCCAAACCAAACAAUCUGCAGCUGCGAUUCAUACACAAUUACUGCCAUGAAAUGGACGCGUUGCCAGUUUAUAUGGCUGUGCCAGAUUCAAUAAAACAUGGCCUUCGCCAGAAACCCACUGAAGACAUUAAAACCUAAAGAUAUAAACGUCUGGAGAUUCUCCAAGAAAAUUGAAGUUUAGCUUUAAAAUCAGGGGGGGCAACUAGAAAAUGAAAAUUGCAGAGCAGUUGAAAUUCAGCAUCGGAAAUUGAAGUUUCAAGAAAACAAUAGUAGCAAUGGCAAGCCACGUAUUGGAUGAGGUUCGAUUCACAUUGAAUCAAUAAAUGGCAAUAAUAGUUUGUUUGAGGACGAGGGCGGUAAUAAUGUUUGGUUGUGACUGUAGCAGAAGUAGAUUUACAGUGAGCAACAACACAAUCCACUUCAAUUAUAUUCAUGCAUUUCCAUUCUCUGCUCAUCUCAAUCUCAAACUCAGAGCAUUGUCUAGAGAGGGUCGGUUGAAGGAGGCGCCACAAAAUGUGCUUACUACACACAGGGAAGUUGCAGUUACUACCCCCACAUUUUUCCAAAACAACUUGAUCAACCUGUAUGUUAAGUGCGGUAGUUUAGUUGAAGCUCGCAAAGUGUUUGACAAAAUGUCAGAACAAGACUGCGUCUCAUGGAAUUUGAUGAUUGCAGCUUACCGACGAUGUGGGUAUCCUCACGAGGCAUUGGCAGUGUUUCACGUAAUGCGACGAUCAGGCGUUCAACCCGAUCGGUUCACCUUCUCCAGCAUCCUCCCCAUCUGUGCCGAAAUACGCGAUUUGGAUAAGGGUAUGGGUAUCCAUCAAAUAGUAAUUGAGAGCACACUUUUAUCAGAUGUUGUAGUAGGGAGUGCACUCAUAGAUAUGUAUGCGAAAUGUGGAAGCAUACAGAAGGCACGCGAAGUGUUUGACAAAAUGCCUAAAAGAAAUGUGGUGACUUGGAAUGUGAUGAUUGCAGGGUAUGCACAAAAUGGUCCUUUUGAUGAGGUUUUAAGGCUUUUCAAAGAAAUGCCUCUACGAGAUGUGGUUUCAUGGAAUACAAUAAUUGCAGGAUGUGCACAAUAUGGGGUUCUAGACGAGGCUCUUAAUCUUUUUAAACAAAUGCCACGACGAGACGUGGUUUCAUGGAAUACAAUGAUUGCAGUACAUGCACAAAAUGGUGCUGUAGAUGCGGCUUUAGGGCUUUUUAGAGAAAUGCCUCAAAGAAAUGUGGUGUCAUGGAAUGCGAUGAUUGCAGGAUAUGCACAGAAUGGUUUUAUUGAAGAAGCCUUGGAGACUUUUAAAGAAAUGCAGUUGGCAGGUUUCGAACCUAAUCACUUCACCUUUGCCAGCAUCAUCACAGCCUGUGCUAAAAUAGGGGUUUUGGAACAGGGCAUGGGUAUGCAUCAAAGCAUAAUGGAAAACGGGAUUUUUUCGGAUCCUUUAGUUGCUAGUGCCCUUAUAGACAUGUACGCAAAAUGUGGAAGCAUGCAGAAGGCAUGGAAAGUGUUUGGUAAUAUGCCUCAAAGAGAUAUAGUCUCAUGGAACGCCAUGAUCGCAGGAUAUGUACAGAAUGAGCUUUCUGAAAAGGCUUUCGAGACUUUUAAAGAAAUGCAAUUUGCAGGUAUUCUACCCGAUCACUUCACCUUUGCCAGCAUCCUCCCAGCCUGUGCCGGAAUAGGAGCAUUAGAACAGGGUUUAUGCAUCCAUAAAGGCAUAAUUGAAAACGGUUUUUGUUUCAAUGUUGUAGUUGCGAGCGCCCUGAUAGACAUGUAUGCAAAAAGUGGAAGCAUGCAGAAAGCACAGAAAGUGUUUGAUGAUAUGCCGCAAAGAAAUGUGGUCUCAUGGAACACGAUGAUAACUGGAUAUGUGCAUAAUGGUUCUAUUCAAAAGUCCUUGGAGAUAUUUAAGAAAAUGCAAUUGGCAGCUGUCCAACCUGAUCAGUUUACUUUUGCCAGCAUCCUCCCUGCCUGUGCCAAAAUAGGAAAUUUGGAAGAGGGUAUAAAUAUCCAUCGAACCAUGAUGGAAAACAAUUUAUGUUCAGAUGUUGUAGUUUCGAGUGCUCUGGUAGACAUGUAUGCAAGAUGUGGUAGCAUGAAGAAAGCACAGGAAGUGUUUGACAAUAUGCCACAAAGAAAUGUGGUGUCAUGGACUGCUAUGAUUGCAGGCUAUGCACAUAAUGGGGAUGUUAGGAAGGCCUUUAGGACUUUGAAGAAAAUGCAAUUGUUAGGUGUCCAACCAGAUCAGUUUACCUUUGCUAGCAUUAUUACAGCCUGUGCAAAACUAGGAGUCCUUGAACAAGGUAUGGACAUCCAUCAAAGCACAGUUGAAGGUGGAUUUUCGUCAAAUGUUGUAGUUGCAAGUGCCCUGGUAGAUAUGUAUGCAAAAUGUGGAAGCAUACAGAAGGCACGCCAAAUGUUUGAUGAAAUGUCUGAACCAGAUGCUUUCUCAUGGAGUGCAAUGAUUGCAGGAUAUGCAAUGCACGGAUUUCACAAGGAUGCGCUUGAACUCUUUGAUCUAAUAUAUCACUCAGGAACAUGCAUUGACCAUGUGAGUUUUAUCUGUGUUUUAUUUGCAUGCAGCCAUGCAGGUUUAGUGAAUGAGGGCUGCAAGUACUUCAAUGGCAUGAGCAACUUGUAUUGUAUUAUGCCUACAAUGGAUCAUUAUGUAUGCAUGGUUGAUCUUCUUGGCCGUGCUGGUUAUCUUGAGGAAACUUUAAACUUUAUCAUCAAAAUGCCAGUUAAACCUGCCAUGGUUGUUUGGAAGUGUUUGCUUGGCGCUUGUAAAUUGCACAAGAAUAUAGGACUUGGAGUAUAUGCAGCAGAUCUCCUUUUUGCGAUGGAUUCUAAAAAUGCUGCACCCUAUGUCCUUCUGUCAAGCAUCAAUGCAGAAAUAAGCAGGUGGGAUGAUGCUCAAAAGCUAAGGAGGUUGAUGAAAGAUAGAGGAAUUAAUAAGAUAGCAGGAUGUAGUUGGAUUGAAGUCCAAAAAAUUGUACAUUCUUUUUGUAUAGGAGACAUUGCACCCACAAAUGCCAGAAAUUAUGCGAAGUUGGAGGAAUUUUCUUGGGAGAUGAAACUAGCAGGGUAACAUCCAGAUUCAAAACAUGUACUGAAUGAUGUGGAGGAGGAAAAAGAACAAUUAUUUCUCUGCCACCAUUUUGAGAGAUCGCUCAUUGCAUUUGGAUUGUUAAAACAUGUCUCCUGCAAUAACUAUCAGAGCUGUCAAGAACCUUCAAAUAUGUGUUAACUACAAUAAAGCAACCUAGUUUAUCUCCAAGAUUGUUGCAAGAAAAGUGAGAAAUGCAAGCUAUAUCAUUAUUUCAAGCAAUGGCAAUGUUCUUGUAGAGAUCAAUGGCGGUGCUAAAUUAAGCAAACUGGGAAUAUUUGUUCGCACUAUAACAGGUCCUUUGUAUCAGACAUGCAUCAAAAAAAGGGAAACAGGCAGCCUGUAUGGUUCCAGAAAGAUAGAGGAGGAGGUGGAGAAUGGGAAAAGCAAAAGGAGAUGAACACUUUAUGGAACUUGGAGUAUGCUUGCCCAGCAGGAAAGAAGAGAAAAGCGAUUAUAAUCAAUUCUCUGAUUGAAAAUGACGAGGAGAGCAUCUUGUGAUAGUUCUUUACUCCAUUUUUUUGCCAUUUUUGUAUGGUCCUGUCUGGAUUAAUUCUCCAAAGGUAAUUUAAGCAAGGUUGGGUUUUUGUUUUUAUUGUUUUAAUUAAUUUUUGUCCUAUGUACCAAUGAUAAUCAAGCAAAAUUUAAUCUUUAACUUAUCCAUAUUUUACAUUGAGACAACUUGCAAUCAAAUUCAGACUUACAGUAAUUAAUAAUUUGUUUUGGCUAUUAGUUGUUUAGCAGUUAGGGUUCUAAUUUAAAUAUGAGCAUCAAUAUGAAUUUUUAGGUUUACUUGAUUCUGUAAAUGUUGAAGUUCUAUUCAUGACUGAGACUAAUCUAUCUGCUUAAGAUCUAGAAUCUUUUUGUGGUCGAACUAUUGUUUCAGGUUGCUUUGUGGUUAUUACUAAUGUGCAGAGGAUGCCCACCACUGGAUAUCUGUAGUUAUUUGUGGUAAAAAUGUGUUUCAAAAGUUUCCUUUGCUUGUGAAUCUGUGAUAACGCCUGAUGAAAAUCUUGUAAGUUUUAGUGAAGAACAUCCCCUAUCAAUUUAGUAGUUUAUGUUGAAUUUUUUAUGUUAUGCUUCUACUCAGAGUAUAGUUUAUUUUUUCUUUUGUUUUAUUAACAUAAUCAAUGGUUCUUUUCUUUCCCUUGUGCAAUAUUGAGCAAGGAUUUAUGUAGGGUGUGAUUGGGACUGAUGGGAGAGACACACCUAUCAAUUCAAAGACAAUGCAGGUGGAGCUAAUGCGUAGAGGACAUCCUCUUAUCAUAUGUGUAGCUGUUUGUGGUAAAAACGUGUUUCAAAUUUUUUCUUUGCUUGUUAUAGUGCAUGAUGAAAAUGUUAUAAAUUCUGCUGAAGAACACCUGCUAUCGACUUAGGAGUAUAUUUCAAAUUCUUUUUCUUUUGCGUCUAUCUUUAGCUUAUUCUGAUACGUGUUUAAUUAAUUGAAACUAUGAUUAUUGGAGUGUACUUGUGAUUAAUUGGAGACACAUAUCCAACCAAAAGUAAAGAAGUUGGAUGAGAAGCCUGUUCAUAGCCAAAAUUGUCCAGCCAUUUCCUUGCAGAUUUCUAGCUAAUUUGAUUGUCCUCUCUAUGGAGUAAUCACAAAAGAUUUUAUCACUUCUUUUAUUCCUUCAGAAAAGAAGGCUGUGUGACUUGAGGGUAGUUUCUGGGUUGAGAUGGUGACAUCUGUGUAAAUGGAACAGAUUGGAAAGGCCUUUUCUCCUCUUUUUAUUUCUUAUUCUUUUCUUUUUUAACUUUUUCCUUUUUAUAUUAAGAGCCACAGUUGAUGAUAUAAUAAAAUUUGUCAUUAAGAUGAA
Messenger RNA from Cryptomeria japonica (Japanese cedar), 5050 nucleotides. RefSeq names its product pentatricopeptide repeat-containing protein At3g09040, mitochondrial. NCBI's taxonomy places the organism in Eukaryota, Viridiplantae, Streptophyta, Pinopsida, Cupressales, Cupressaceae. Gene Ontology annotation, biological process: RNA modification. The coding region runs from base 453 to 3215 and encodes 920 amino acids. The record is from RefSeq and is a predicted model, not a curated record. The transcript has 2 exons. Gene Ontology annotation, molecular function: protein binding; RNA binding.